This is a messenger RNA of Malania oleifera, 2377 nucleotides long. RefSeq lists its product as uncharacterized. The record is from RefSeq and is a predicted model, not a curated record. The transcript has 4 exons. Gene Ontology annotation, biological process: protection from non-homologous end joining at telomere; double-strand break repair via nonhomologous end joining; interstrand cross-link repair. Bases 213 to 1856 code for a protein of 547 amino acids. Gene Ontology annotation, molecular function: damaged DNA binding; 5'-3' DNA exonuclease activity. NCBI's taxonomy places the organism in Eukaryota, Viridiplantae, Streptophyta, Magnoliopsida, Santalales, Ximeniaceae.
GGAAAUCAUAUUUCUAGGAGAAUAUUUCCAAUCUUGCUUCCCUGGCUUCCCCCUUGUUUGCCUACAACCAAAAUUUCCCCACUCUUACUGGAAGUUUUCAGGAAAACGUCUCUGUUUCGUUCAAGGUUUUCUCACAUCAUCUCCAUGCCCCUGUCUUCUCAGUCCUCCUUUCCUAUUCUCCUCUCCCGCUUCUUAUCCUUUCUACAGGAAAGAUGCCGAUAGAAAUGCCUGGAGGCCUACCCUUCUCGGUGGACACAUGGACUCCUUCUUCCAUGAGAAAGAGACACCAUUUUAUUACUCAUGCCCACAAAGACCACUCCACUGGCAUCUCCACCCACUUUGCAUACCCAAUCUACUCUACUCCUCUCACCAAAGCCCUUCUUCUUCAACAUUACCCCCAGCUCGAUGAUUCGUUGUUUGUGGAUAUCAAGGUUGGGCAAUCGCUCGCUGUUGAUGACCCGGAUGGCAAUUUCUCUUUUACAGUUUUUGACGCGAAUCACUGCCCUGGGGCUGUAAUGUUUUUGUUUGAAGGCAAUUUUGGUAGUAUCCUGCACACAGGAGACUGCAGGCUAACAUCCGAAUGUCUGCUAAGCUUACCUGAGAAGUACAUAGGUACAAAAGGAAAAGUGCCUGCACAUCGACUUGAUUAUGUUUUCCUGGACUGCACAUUUGGUAGAUUUCCUUUGGAGCUUCCCAGCAAGCUGUCAGCAAUCCAACAGGUUAUCAAUUGCAUAUGGAAUCACCCUAAUGCUCCUGUGGUGUACCUAGCCUGUGAUCUUCUUGGCCAGGAAGAGAUCCUUCUGCAAGUCUCUCAAACAUUUGGGUCCAAGAUAUUUGUAGAUAAAGCCAAUAGCCCAGAUUCUUUUCAAUCUUUUAUGCUUACAGUUCCUGAAAUACUCGCUCAUGAUCCAUCUCCCCGUUUCCAGUUAUUUGAAGGAUUUCCUAAACUGUAUGAGAGAGCAAGGGCAAAGAUAGCUGAGGCCCAAGCUAAUUUCCAGCCUGAGCCUCUCAUAAUCCGCCCUUCAGCACAGUGGUAUGCAUGUGAUGAAGAGCUGUCUGGGGUUGGGAGAGUAAGAAAACAAAGAUAUAGUGAAGCUGUAAGGGAUCAGUUUGGUGUUUGGCAUGUUUGUUAUUCGAUGCAUUCAUCAAGGGAAGAAUUGGAGUGGGCCCUACAACUUCUUGCUCCGAAGUGGGUCGUCUCAACAACCCCGAGUUGCAGAGCUAUGGAGCUAGAUUAUGUCAAGAAACAUUGUUUUCGCACUAAAAUAACUUCCAAUGACCCUAUCUGGAAGCUUCUUGACAUUAAUACAGAAGUCCCUCUGUUUGCCACAGGUGAGGGGGGAUCCCCUGUAGUAGAAAUAUCCUGGCAGACUCCAGCUGAAACCCAAUUGCAAAUGAAGAAGAUAUCUAAUAGCUGCAGAGAAGUACUGUGUUUGUCUCCAAAUGAAAGAUUUCCUCUCACAUUAUUUGGACGAGCAAGACAUGGUCUCCCAGAUAUACCUGUGUUUGAAGAGAAUAAAAUCUCGUCUGUACAUGAGGACAUUUCACAGAUCACUUUGAAUGCUGUAGGACCAAAAUCUCAAUACCAAAAGAAUAUUGCUUUUAAAGAUCAAUGCAAGAAGCUGUUGGAGAGCACGACAAAGAUUAGUGUUGAAGUAGAGAGUGAGAAUUCAAUGGAAACAGAGUCAGUUGUUCGUGAGAGUGUUUCUUGUUCGCCACUUGUAUCAUCAAAGAACUUCAGCAAAAGCUUUAGAAAGUUGUACAGGUCAAUGAAUGUUCCAGUGCCGCAGCCUCUUCCCUCCUUAGUGGAACUUAUGAAAGCCAAUAAACGCCCCAAGAGGAGGUUUGAAUUUUAGUUCUUCCUACAAUUUGUGAUGGACAGCCUACACAUCUGCAAGAAAACUGGAGUCCCUGUUAAGCAAUCAAAUGUCCGUUGGAUCAGACUUUCAUCUCAACUGACUCUGCUUUAUAAUGCAUCAGUCUCCAAGAUUCAAGUCCUUAAGAACAGGGCAAGCAUUUAUGAAGCCCUAUCAGUUUGGUGGCCAAGUUAUACAACACAUUCAUUUUUAGGUAUCCUAGUUUGCCCACCACCCAAUUAGAAAACCUGAUGUACAAUGAUUCUUUUACCUGAUGAACAAGGGGCAUUUGGAUUGGGGUUUUGAUCUACAAACACUGCAACACUAAAGUGCAGUAAUGUCUUCUCAGCAUUCAUUUUUUGUGUUAGGUGUUUCUUGCCUUCAGAAAGCUGAAAGGACUUGUUUAGUGGUAAUUUUCAAUUUCUAAAGUGUCCCUAUUGUCACGGGUAUCACAUUAGAGAAAUGUAUCAUAUCUGUUACAACAUCAAUUUGAAUGCAAACCUGUUGAUUGAAUGUUGCUA